CACAACUGGUGGUAUCGGAAAUCGGCAAUGGACUCAACAACAUUUAAUCACACCUUCACCAACUGCUAGCCUAGCUUCAAGUAAUGAUACAAUGUAUGCCAUUCGAACCGUGCCGUCAAUGAUUGUAAGUCCUGUUUCAGUAUCUUCUACUGGUACUAACAAUACGACAGUGGUCUCAGCAGGUAGAUGUGCUACAUCUAUAGAAAGUCCUGAGAAACGUAUUAUCAUAGCGAGCACACAUCCCUCAAGUACUUAUAAGAUGCAAAAUAUUGGCAUCAACAACACUAACAGAACAGUGACACCUAUUAGUCAUAUUUCAAAUAAUGCCAUAGUUCCACCACAACGUUUAGCAUACAACCAUCAUCACCUCCAACCACAGCAAUCUAUUAGUAUGAUCCAAAAUCACCAGUCGCAACAAUCUCAAUGCGAUGAAACAGCUUUAGACCUUAGCGAAUGGACCAAUACACGAGUAUUAGCAAAAUUAGGCAGUUACUAUGCCUCUGGCGAAAUACGUCAACCUGCAUCUGAUGCAACAACUCCAACAAAUUCAGUUUUGGUUGAAUUUGAUGCGCCUGAAAAUUGUACGCAACUUUACACAGAAGUGUUAACAAAUGGUCGGUUUAAUGUGAUAUCGGACGCUAGUCCACCAGCUGCAGAUAUUGUGUUAGACACACGAGUCUGUGUACGCACUCAAAUGGAAGGUCGAUCUGGUUUUGUGUUUGUGGAAGGUUCAGUAACGGAUAUAAAUAUGAAUACAAAACAAAUUACAGUACAAAUUGGCAGUACAGAUACAACGCAAAUUUUAAAAACUGUUAAACGUGCAGAUUUACGUUUAUUGAGACCACCUUGGUGGGAUGAACUUAUCGAUGUGUCACUACAAACACACAUAGUUCCACCAUCAACACAAGCAACAAUUAAACCACAAACUAUUCAGGCAACACAUACACAACCGCAACGAAUUAUCGCAAAAACAUCUGCUUCGACUGGUAGUCAUAUAUUAGUCAGUGGAGACGCUAAUAUUAUUUAUGCACCUACAAAUAAAGGUCCACAUCAACUAACAUAUGUGACUGCAAGAUAUGAUGGAAAAAUUCCUGGCCACCAAACGCCUACAAAUGCUAAUACACAUAUUCAGCAUGUUGUGCCGUCAUUAGCGGCACAAAAACAAGAAGAUUAUUAUCGUACAACAGCUACUUCGCCGUUUCAAAAUUCAAAUAAUAACACGCUACAAGCAUUGGUUGUUAAUGCCAGUUCUUCAACGAGUUCAACGAAUAUUGAAAACUGUUCUGGCAAUGGAAAUGGUUCAGCACAAUCAAUUAGCAAUAGUCACAAUACCAAUUGCCUGCCAUCACAAAUACACAAGAUCUCUCAUUCACCAUCAGAUGAUAUGCAUCGAAGACAAAGAUCAUACGAUGAUUAUGAAUCGGAUGAUGAAUUAAAACGUGUUGAUAUUGGCAGUUAUGCUAUAAACGAUGCUGAUCCUGAAAAAUUAUCGGGAGGCAGUAAACGUAGUAGCAUGCAAAGUCGUGGCAGUACAUCCAGUUUAAUCGAUCAGAGGCUCACUCCAAGAUCUCAUCCAGCAACUCCAAGAUCUCAAGCGACUACACCACAUCGCUUUAAAAAGGGCGAUAUCGUACAGUCUGAAUCCGGUGUUCGCAAAAAAUUUAAUGGUAAGCAAUGGCGUCGGCUAUGUUCGUUGUGUUCAAAAGAGUCUCAACGACGUGGCUUUUGCUCACGCCAUUUAAAUCAAAAGGGAAAUACUGCAUUACGUUCUACUGGACCAAGUCGUUUCCCAAGUGAUAUAAGUAGUCGCUCUAGUAGCAAAACCCAAGUUGACGAAGAUACCUCACGUGAUUCGGAAACGUCACCCAACUAUCGUGUCACAGAUCGUUUUGAUCAGGAGGAAAGAGAUGUAGCUAAUAUGUUAGUGUCGCUGAGCAGUUCGCGGUCGGCUACACCAUCGUACUCCUCACCCGUUAAUCAUGGCACAUCUCCUAUGAACGUGAAUCAUUCUCCAGUACCUGUAUCAAAUCGACAAAACUUUUUUACACCGAUUGGUGGUGGACCAGUCGCUACUGCAGACCCACAUACAACAAAAUGGAAAAAUACACCUAGUCCAGUAUUAUAUAAUGUGGGGUUUCCACAAGUAAUACGUCCAGAGUCAGUUCGUGCUCAGGGCGCAGGUGCAACACAAACGGCCACUAUUGUCUCCUCAAUUCCGCCGCCACAAACAGCACCAGUAUCAAUGGUAGUACAUAAUCAACAUGUUCCUCCUCCUCCUACGCAGAUGAUACAACCACCACCAGCGCCCCCACCAACUCAUCAUAUCAUGACACAUCAUCAUCCACACCAACAAACUUCGCCGGGUCCACCAUUACCACCUCCUAGUGUAGUAAUGCCUUCAGCAACAAAUUCAGUUGGCCAUGCAACAAGUGUAAUACGUAUUUCACCUGCAGCUGCUACAACAAUGAACAACAUCAACUCAUCAACAACUACUGCUGUUACUGCAACUAGUACACAAUCUUUUCAUCCUGUUAUAGUGGAUGCUACACAAUUGGUACCAUUGUUGCCACAACAGCAAGCCUUGCAUUUACAACACCAACAACAAUCGAAUAUUCAAGUAGCGCAUACACAAGCCUCUUUAACUACUAAUACAGGAAACCAAAUUUCUACAUCUACUUCAGUUGGCAUAAUACCAGCUGCUCAUCAACAAACGCAACAUCAACCGCCACCAAUGCCAGAAAAACCAAUUUCAAAAAACGGAUUUAAUCCGGGGUCGAUAUACCAUUGGCACACGUUACUGCCCCAUAUAAACCAAUCUCCCGUUAAAACACAGCCAUUAACAAACUUCUCAAUUGCUGGCAUCGUACCACCAACUGUAGAUACGCCAACAAUUAACAAUACAUGCAGUCAUAAUAUUAAUAACCAUCAAAAUAAAUUGAAUUCGCUGGAAUCUCCCCCAAACCCUGUAAAUUGUGCCACAAAUGAAACAAGUAGAAACAAUAUUGCAGAAACUAUAUCGAUCACUAUACAAGAGGAAACAGACGAACAAUUAGACGAUGAUGUAUUCGAGCCCUCAAUAAAUAAUACUCCUGCUGGAAGUAUUAUACCAGCUGCUACAGUCGCUCAAGUAAAGCAAAAUCACAAACGUUCAACUAAUGAAACCUAUCGCAUGACCAACUUUAGCACAUCAUCAUCAUCUAAUGAAAAUAGUCGAAAAAUUGAUGAACGUAUAGAACGUAUAGAUAUAGAACCAACAAAUUCUAUGGGAAGUACAACUGCAACAGCAACUGCAACUGCAGCAGCUCAGGCUGCUGCUAAACGACGUUCGCAAUCGCUGAGUUCUGCUGGUGGUAUGGGUGCAACUGGGAAAGAACCAAUGAGUCCGAUUACAAAGAACAAGAUACGUAGACCUAUGAACGCUUUUAUGAUUUUUUCUAAAAAACAUCGAACAUUAGUACAUGCUAAACAUCCAAAUCAGGAUAAUCGUACUGUUAGCAAAAUAUUAGGAGAAUGGUGGUAUGCACUUAAGCCUGAAGAAAAAGCUAAAUAUCAUGAAUUAGCUAGUUCUGUCAAAGACGCUCAUUUCAAAUUGCAUCCAGACUGGAAAUGGUGCUCAAAAGACAGGCGCAAAUCAUCUAGUUCAGGAAAAAAUACGAUGUGUGAAAUAAAUGGUAAACAACGUAAUGACUCAACUGAUGGAAUGGACAUCACUGAACAAGAUCAAAAUGCAAAUAUAAUGAAUAAUAUUGAUGGUCCCUCAAUAGAUACACAAACUGAUAUCAUACCGUUAACUAUCGCAAAUUAUAUUUCUACGAUUGAUGAAAGCUCAACACCAACAGUAUGCAACGCGAAUGCAAAUGAUGUUGUUAAAAUUAAAUUGGAACCCGAAAAAGAUGACUCACAAACUGAGAAUGAAAUGUCUGUUCCUAUUGAAGAAAAUAAAAAUAAUAAUAAUAGUAGCAAUAACAACACAAGUCAGCACGAUGAUGGCAAACAAAUAGAUUUAAAAUGUCAAGAACGCGUUGCUGAUUCCGAUAUUGAGGAUGCGGCCUUUGAUUAUAGGAAACCAACUCUAGCCAGUAGUGAUUGUGUACAAAAAGAUGAUCAAAAUAAGUCUGAGAAGAAUGGAAAUGAUUUUUUUGAUAAUGCUGUCCAAACAGUCAUUUCUAGUAGUGAUCAUAUCAAUACAACAAUGACAUCAAGUAAUACUACUACGAGUAGUAGUACUGUUAACGCAGUUAAUAGUGGUAAUGAGCGCGAUAUAACGUUAAAGCCAAAGCCAAUUAAAGCAAAUCGGCAUACUAUUGAGAACAGCAUCCUUAGCUAUCAACAAAUACCGAUGUAUUCUUUCAACAGCCCCAAGAAUCCAAUUGGUGUUACACCGUUUCAACCCACAGGUGGUGCUUUUAAAACAAUGCCAAUAAGUCCAAAAAGUACAAAAGUAGAUGAAACACAACCAGCACAUAUUAAGCAUGAAGAUGCAACAAACAAUAUUAAACAGGAACCCCCGUCGCCUUAUCAACUGAACGGUAAUUGUAGCAACAUUUUUACUUUUAAUGUGCCAACAGCAACAGUUCCAAGUCAAAAACAAUCACAUCAUCAAUUUCAUCCUUAUUCUCUGAGAAGUCCCACAGAUUGUAGAGGUACUACAUCAGAUGGUCCAGCAGUACCAUCAUCUUCUGCUGCACCGGCUACAACGGGAUUAAGCUCAUCUAUAAGCAACACUGCUCUCAGUGCAAACAAUUGUGUACCAACUACACCCACAUCGGCUUCUUCGACAGCACAGAUAUUAACUACUUCAGGCAGUAUUAACAACAAUAAUGGACAAAAGCAAAUACUUUUUGCUGUUAAUAAUAUGGUACACCACCAGUACACAAUUUUACCAAUGCACCAACAACAAACAGCCCAAGCACACGCAGAAUCCGCUAGUCCUAUCAAACCUACAGCUAUUAAGUAUUUAUUGAAAAAAAGUAAUGUCCAAACUGAUGUUAAUAGUACUGGUAUAAAUAGUGGUAUACUACAACAGCCGAUACAGAAUUCUAUUAUUUUACACAAUUAUUCACAAGAAUCAACACCCCUAUCACCAAUAUAUAAAUCUCUCCCAUCAACACCAAAGUCAGCCUCUUACCAAUUAAAUGUACCAGAUUCAGCAGGUAAACGUAGUUCUGAUGGUAAUUCAUCAACUUAUGGUGGUGACGAUGAACAUGAAAUCGGAGAAGGUCAACAAUUUAUAUUAGCACCCACCCCGGCACAAUUAGGUUGUGCACCAUUACAACGCAGAAAGAAUAUGUCCGGUAGCAGUAUAGGUUCGUUAAAAAAUGAGUCUAGUUCAAACUCGUUUGCUACAAAUACAAUUAUUGGAAAUUCAAAUAAGAAAUUAAAUUCUCCCAUCAUUGAUUCUUCUUCCCCAAUAAUUGGCAAUGUAAACACAACAGCUUGCCUAACAACAGGUUUGCCAACGCCUACAUCUUCAACAGCGACUCCAAGCAGUGAUGAACAAAUGCCACUAACUCCAACAGCUGUGAUUAAUACAAAUCCCAAAUCACCUACUAAGACUGUGACAGUCAAAAAGAAAAACGAUGAUAUGGAAAAUAGUGUCCUAAAACAGGUAGACUUCGAAAAGAAAUAUCAAGCUUUGCCGCAGUUUAAACCUGAAGAUUGUCAAUCACCAAGCGCUAUUAUAGUACCCUCUUCACCUCGCGUAUACGGUACCAAUUACCGAAAAAAAAAUAUGGUUCCGCCUGUACAAAAAUUACAUAGCGAAGAUGAGUCAACCGAUGAAACAACAGUUUCAAUACCUACACCCACACAACGUUUCUUCGGUCCCGAUUUUAAUAUUGAUCAACUAAGAGAGCUAGAAAAUUCUGAUCAAACUGGACGUUCUCCACGUACACCUCAAACACCUCUGCAAAGUGCUCGCUCUGAUGCUAGUGAAAAGGGUCAUCGUAAGGUACUUGAACAACGUCGUAAAUUAGUUUUGCAAUUAUUUGAUGAACAUGGAAUGUUUCCUACAGCUCAAGCCACU
Messenger RNA from Teleopsis dalmanni, 6025 nucleotides. RefSeq names its product putative transcription factor capicua. The record is from RefSeq and is a predicted model, not a curated record. NCBI's taxonomy places the organism in Eukaryota, Metazoa, Arthropoda, Insecta, Diptera, Diopsidae. Gene Ontology annotation, biological process: regulation of transcription by RNA polymerase II. Gene Ontology annotation, cellular component: nucleus. Gene Ontology annotation, molecular function: DNA-binding transcription factor activity, RNA polymerase II-specific; RNA polymerase II transcription regulatory region sequence-specific DNA binding. The annotation marks the transcript as partial. The transcript has 20 exons.